Messenger RNA from Photinus pyralis (common eastern firefly), 532 nucleotides. RefSeq lists its product as uncharacterized. The transcript has a single exon. Lineage: Eukaryota; Metazoa; Arthropoda; Insecta; Coleoptera; Lampyridae. Bases 50 to 460 code for a protein of 136 amino acids. The record is from RefSeq and is a predicted model, not a curated record.
GUAGUAUAGGUAACACUGUGCGUUGAAAUACAGAACACCUGUCGCUAAAAUGUAUCCUUUACACUCGUCAGUUUUAAUUGGUUUUUUGGUCGGGUUACUGGUUUGGGACACUUACAUUGUCCAAGCGAAACCACAGCGUUCGACAGACAUUGUUUCGCUCGAAAACGAUCAAAUUUGGGCACCCUCCGACAACGCAGUUGACGAUGCUCCAGUUUGGGAGACAGUGGAUGAAAUGCAGCAGCUAAAGCCAAAGCGUUCCCCUACUGAACAGGACAAGAAGGUACCGCCUCGAUGCCUUUGGGCAAUUAUUUCGUGCUGUACGGCGUCAUCAAACGCACUCAAUUACGAUUGUUUCGAGCAAUUGGGAUGUUACGGUGUGUUUUGGGAUAAUAAUCCUUGUGACAGUGACUUUGCAAACGCUGCAAUUUCCAGUGCGAUGAAAUAUUAUGAAAAGAGAUGAAAUGUGUAAUGUCAUUAUUAUAUUGUUUGUGUUAAUACUGGUUAUUUAUUAAAUAAACUUUUGUCUAUUGUG